UACAAAAUCAGUAUGGACUACGUUUGGUUUAUUAUUCAAAUUACGUUUUCCAUCGGAAUUUCACUGUUCCUGUAUCUUACGUUUAGUAAAAUUGUGAGAAAAAACCCGUUAUGCUUCAAUUCAAUACGCAAACUACCAAGUGUAAAUUAUUUACUAAAAUACUGGUUGGCAGAAUUUUUCCUCAGAAUGAGAAGAAAAAAAACAGCGACUUCGACUAAUUGGAGAAAUAAAAAACUAAAGACUUCAAGAAUAAAAGAUAAAAAUAGCAGCCACACUUUGCUUUUCUAUGGAGCUGAUCAGGCCGGAAACUCGUUGUUGAUUAAGUUUUCACAUAGAGGAUUUAAAACGGUGGAAGCAACGUUGCAUCUUACAACAUCUGAUGGUCGUCUGUUCGUACUACCCGGCUACCCUGACACCACGGUGGUUAGUAGCUUCAAUCAAGAAUGGGCGACAGCAGAUCUUAAAAUAGAAGUUUUGAAAGCACAUCAGCGUUGGAGAAUAAUUUACAAUGGCAUGUUGCGGGAUUUAAGUAAAGGCGACGAAUGCAACGACAAAAAUGUGCAACAUGUUCGCUUGAACUUCCUUUUUAUCGUGAAUUCCGUACCACUAAGAUGGCCAGAAGACUGGAGUCUCAAACUGCACGCGGACGUUCUAGCUCGUGAACCAUGGAGAAGUCCCAAGUGGAUGAACAAAAUAAGACAACUAGACUACACAGGUACCGAUUACAUUGGCUCUCUGUUAGGCGAGGUAAGGUACAACGACGGAGACAUUUCCGCGUUAUACUUGCGUGGACUUUAUCAGCAUCGUUGGGGAAAACACGAAUCUUGCGAGUUCAAAGAAUCUGUUACCUUGUUUGGUGCUACGAAGUUUGGAGCCUUGUUUUAUCUUAAUACGAGCAGUACAAAACAUAGUUUUCCGACAAUACAAUGUGGACAACUGAAAGACAACGACGAAGCGAUUCGCGAAAUAGAGAGCAUGGGACUCACAUUAGCUGAUUUUAUGGAAAAGAAGUUGACAAGCAAUUCCGAACACAGAACAUGGUGCAAAGCUGGAGGUAAAGAUUAUGACAUUCUUAUGAAAUUCAAUGAACCAGUGACUUUGUAUCAUGGUCAGCCUUGGGAUUGGAAGAACAAAAUUAUUCCUGUAAAAUUAGAAUUCAAUGGAAGACCAGGUGUUGGAUUGCUGCAGCUAUGCAAUUCGUAUGAUGGACCGAGCCAGACAACUCCGUCUAGAAAAUUGCAACUAUUAAAACAACUUCAUGUACACUUGGAAAGAAGUGAUUAUGUGGUGUUUUUCGACAACGUAAAGUGCCAAAACGAAAAUAUAACUGGCGGAAAGGGAUUCUCCCUCGCGAUCUUAACUUCGAUUAAAGAUGCAGGCUUUAUAGUGCCGAAAGGAUUUUGCAUCACCGUUUUUGGGCUUGAAUUGCAAUUGCACACCAAUAAAGAACUGCAGGGAGUUAUUAACGACAUCGAGCACGUCAGCGUUGGUAAAAAAACAGGUGACUUGCAAGAAUACUGUCAUAGGGCUGUUAGGGUUAUCCAAUCCGCUCCCAUUGUGGAUGAAGUAAGGGAAUCUAUUUUAGAAGCAUUAAAUCAUUUGGAGGCAGAAGAGAAUAGUGAUAAACCUUAUAAAUAUGCAAUAAGAUCCAGUGCAGUUGGCGAAGAUAGCGAAGAAACUUCAGCAGCUGGUCAGAAUGCAACGUACUUAGGGGUUCAAGGUGCAGAUAAUAUAAUUAAAAGCGUAUCUAAAUGUUGGGCAAGUCUGUACUCUUAUCAAAGUGUGAUAUAUAGAAAACAGCACGGCAUGUUUACAAAAUCAUCCAUGGGAGUCUGCGUGCAGCUGAUGGUAGAUGCUGAUGCAGCUGGUGUGAUGUUCACUAGACAUCCAACAACCGGGGAUCCUUCGAAUAUCGUUAUUACUGCUAAUUAUGGUCUGGGAGAGACAGUGGUAUCAGCUGCAGUUGAACCGGACACGAUAAUAGUUCAUAAGAGUUGGGAUGAUAAGCUGACUAUGAACAGCACGAUGCCAGGGAGCAAACAGCGAAAGAUGCUAACAAACGAUGAUGGCUUGAUUACAAUUGAUUUGAGCGAGCAGGAGAGGAAAAAAGUCUGUAUAUCGGGAGAAAUUGCUUUACGACUAACCACUAUUGGAACAAACCUAGAAAGUCUGUUUGGUAGCGCUCGAGAUAUAGAAUGGGCAGUAGUCGGUGAGCAGAUCUACUUGCUCCAAGCACGACCCAUUACUACUUUGUACAACUGGACGGAUUUCGAGUUGAUACAUGAACUCGACACAGUAGUGCCUAGUGAUAUCGAUAUACUAUCGUUCGCGAACGUGGGCGAGGUAAUGCCGGGUCCAAUGUCGCCUUUGACAAUUUCUAUGUUCGUAAAACCGUUUAACGAUGCAGCUAACCCUUCCAGCAACAUUCCUGAUGCGAACUGUUUCAAUGUCGUGAGCAUGAGGUGCACAUUGAACUAUUACAACCUUUUUGUACGUCAGCCUGAUAAAGAGAUUUCACUGUCAAAUAAAGUUUGUGACAUUGCUUUAUGCGGACAUAUUAUGAUAACGCCUGAAAUACACAAAGUCGGCCUCGAAAGAAAUGGUUUAUGCAGUAGAUACGAACGGUGCUUUUGGUUGUGGAUGCUUGUCAAAGAUAUUUUACAAAAUGGUUCUGUAGAACCGGUUGCCAGACAACUUGAAAGGAGCAUUACUUUCAAUCUUGAGAACUUUUACACCGCUUAUAGUCUAUACAAUGAAAUUAAUAAAAAGAUAUCAGAAUAUAUAGAAAUGAUAAAAUGUCACUCACUGGCAACGAGAGGUAGUGUCAUAUAUCAAAUGCUUAUGAUGGCAAUCUUGACGAAUGGUUACGACGACAUUGUACCUCAUCAUUAUUCGGACAUUGCCGUAUUGUUGGGCACUGUUAAUGAUAUAGUUAGCGGUCAAGUAGUGGUAAGCCUUAAGAAAAUAGUAAAGUAUCUGAAGGCGUGUGAGCUCGAUGAUGAAUUUAAGAAACUGGAUCCUACAAAAGCUAUUGAUUGGAUGAAAAUUAACUGUCCGCCAGCUUCAAAAGAAUUCGAGAAUGUUCUCAAGGAACAUGGGCACAGAUGUAUCCAAGAAUUAGAUCUGAUGAUGGAACCUUGGUCCCUACGACCGGAUACGCUUAUUACAACGUUGCAGACAAUGGUAUCAUCGGCGAACAUGGACAACACAAAACAAAAGAAAUUGACCGCGAAAGAAACGGUGGCUUUGUUGAAGACACCAAAGUCAGAAGCCAUUAGGUCGAUUUUAAACGUAAUUGUACCCCUUAGUAGAAAAAGUGUUACACGCAGAGAGUUGACGAAGUCUUUACUCGUGAACGUUGUGCAUAAGUUUAGGCUAGCUUUCAAGAAGCUGGGGAAAUUGAUGGUCCUGGAAGAAUAUCUACCCAACCAGGAUCUUAUAUUCUUUUUAACGAUAGAUGAAAUUAGAGAAGUAUUAAAUCACCGUAAUAAAUCGCUUGUCCAGAGAGUCGUCCGUAGACACAGACUGUAUCCCAAACUGAAGCAACUUCGGUUUCCUGAAGUUAAUACCGGCAUGCCGCUUCCAAUCAAGAAUGAGUCGGAAAUUGAUAGGUUCCUAACAACCGAUGGUUCCAUAAAGAUUCAAGGGACUGCGGUAUGUACCGGUUCUGCACUCAACAGAGCAUGCGUAAUAACAGAUUUAUCGGAGACUCAUAAAAUACAAAGCGGUGACAUCUUAAUUACAUUCGCCACCGAUAUCGCUUGGAGUCCAUUUUUUACACUACUGAGCGGCAUAGUUACUGAAUUGGGUGGAAUUAUAAGUCAUGGGGCUGUUGUAGCCAGAGAAUACGGUUUGCCUUGCAUAGUCGGAGCUAGGGGUGCCACGCAACUGUUCAAAACAGGUGAUACAGUGUUGCUGGUCGCAGACACUGGGGUUUUAGAGUUAGUAAAAAGAUACGAAGAAAACGAGAAUCCAAAGUAAUAUUCUUGUAAUAAACCUCUGUAAUAAACAAAUUCUAUUUUUCAGCACUAA
This is a messenger RNA of Megalopta genalis, 4032 nucleotides long. RefSeq names its product rifampicin phosphotransferase-like. Gene Ontology annotation, molecular function: kinase activity; ATP binding. NCBI's taxonomy places the organism in Eukaryota, Metazoa, Arthropoda, Insecta, Hymenoptera, Halictidae. Gene Ontology annotation, biological process: phosphorylation. The record is from RefSeq and is a predicted model, not a curated record.